UUCCCGAUCUUGCCGCUGACAACACAAAAUAUUAUUGUAGUUAUUAUUACGACUCGCUCACUGCAGUCAGCUAUUAUAUUUGAAGUCAUCCAUACAUUCCAUGCUUAUUCAUUUCCUGGUGUGCUAGUGUGGUAAUAUUCUUUUCUGCUUCAGACUUCAGAAGUGUUGAAUUGUGUGAAAGUAUUACUAUACGUGUUCAUGGACGUGUCGUGGUAUAGAGGGAUCUUUUUCACGUAUAUCGUACAAACUGAGGCAUUAUAUUGGCUUUCUAUAGCCUGAUUAGAAAUGGAUGACAUGUUGGUAUAUGUGUUCAUAUAUGGACUCUGUUGUACACUACAUGGAGCUGGAGCACUCAGCAAUACGGUGAGUGAGAUACGUCUACUUAGUGGUUCAUCAAGCAUCGAGGGCGUGGUUGAAUACCGGUAUGAUAGAAAAACUGGUCUCAUCUGUGAUCAGGACUGGAGUCAUCUUGAGGCAGGGGUAGUGUGUCGCCAGCUAGGCUAUCAGCAAGGACAGAGUCUAAAACCAGUAUCACUUGGACAACUGUCUGGUGUCAUCUGGAACAGGGAUUUCGGAUGUAACGGAACCGAAGAUCGUCUUGAGGAUUGUGCCUUCACGGAUAUAAUCCUACAGGACGGUCAGGACCCACAACAGGUCUGUCACUCAGAUCACAUUGCUCAAGUCUCUUGCGGACCUCCACAUGAUUUCGACAUCCGAUUGGCUGGAAGUAACUACACAGAGCAGGGUCGUUUAGAAGUCUUCCUAGACGGUGAGUGGGGUUCUGCUACCCAUGGCGGAUCAUUUGAUGAGGCCAGUCUCGAUGCCGUAUGUAGGCAGCUUGGGUUUCAAGCCGGAUCAACUUAUCGUCACGAUGAUGGCGUUUUCGAGAGAGGAACUGGAAGAAUUCUGAUCGAUGACUUACAAUGUGACAUGUACACGGGUCCGUUAUCAAUCUUAACAACUGAAAUCUCUCAAUGCAAUGUGGUGCUUACAAACAGUAGUAUAUCAACACGAACGCAUGAAGACGAGAUAGGAGUCAUCUGCUACCCAUAUAAAUCUGUAGCUAAUCAUCCUGUAAGACUAGUCGAUGAACAGGGGGAAAUCAACACGGAUUAUGGACGCGUUGAGGUCUACCACGAUGGAGAAUGGCGUUCUGUAUGCUUGACAAAUUAUAUCCGGUUUUAUUACAAAGUAUGUUUGGAAGUAGACCCGGAUUGGUCUUUCUUCUGGGACAGACUGGAUCUCACUUCUUACAACUUAUCGACAUCCUCAAAGCAGUCUUGGUUUGAGCUUCGAUCUUGUCUUGGACUAGAAAGACUCUAUCAAUGUGAUCACAGUGCAUGGGGUCAAUCAGGACAGUGCCCUGUUCAAAACAUUGCUGGAGUGAGUUGCCGCUUUCCAUUAGUCACUCCCGGACCAACAUUCGAUCCACCGAUGUCUCCUGAUGGGCCCGAGCCAUGGCUAUGGAUUUUAGUUAGCUUCGCAUUUCUCGUUAUCCUAUUCUGCAUAAUCCUUUGCUGCUGGCGUUGUUAUAAAGGGAUACAGUCACACGCUUCUUCUGCUCGUCACUCAUCUUCAACCAACAUGGUCGAAGUCACGGCGACCUAUCCCACAUUGUCGAAUCCUGUUCCUGCAGCUUCAGCUCCAGCUCCCGGCUACCACUGGACCUCAACCACCAAUAAUGACUUGCCUCCAUCGUAUGACUCGGUUGUUGCUGGAUCACAUCCACGAGUAAAAACAAACGGAACAGAGACAGAGGAUACAGGCGGGGAGGGGGGGGGGUAAUUGAAGUACCCCUUGCGACGGAACUCUAGAUAUGACUGUGCCUGAUGAAGGAAUCCAAUGACAUUAAACUGAUGUAAAUUACACGGCCAUCGCCCUUCUGCCGGGAACAUGGGCGUCCCAGUUGGGUUAGCAUUUUGCUUUGUUAAUGAUUAUCAUUUUUAACAUCAACCAAUAAUAAGAUUAUUACUAAUAACAACGGUAAUGGCUGAUGAAUUCUUUUUAUGGCCUUGUACAGGGGUGUGGUUGGUUUUAGGGGGUGUUAAUGGGACACCGUCAUGUUGUCCAUAUUAUGGUAAAAUUUUAGGAUCAUAGUAAAUACCCUUUUUGUUCAACUCCCCUAUGUUUCUUGAACGUGACGUCACUCCAAUAGCGUUGGUAGAUCUGGCUGGAAUAUGAAAGAUACACAAACAUCAAAGCUGUGGUGCAAUUAUGAAAUGAUAUCGGCUGAUGCAUGGUUAUUGUGGAAAAACUUCAUAACAUUUUAUGUGCAUUAAUAUUAUCAUAUCUUAUGUUUGAUUGAGUCAUCAUAAUAUAGGUCUACUUAUUCUUUGCCGUUGGUUAGUCUAGAUUCCAUCAAAUCCGAAGUACAUUGUCUACCGUUCUCAGUUUUUCUGUUUAUAGAAACAGAGUAAGGUAAGUACAGUGUUUAGCCAUCUCGGUUACAAUGGAUGGCAUUAUGGCAGGUGUUUUUUUUAACUAUUCAUGUGCUUGCCUGACAAAGCAACACGCGCCAUAUACCCACUGAAAUGGAGUUGGCCCGACUCGUCAUUUGCCCCCAUUAUAAAUGUAUAUAUUUAAACACUACAAUUAUUCCUACCCUUACCAAACUGUAAUUUUUUAGAGUGUGUGAAAUUUGUCCCGAUUUAUGUUUUUGAGAAGGUGACAUGUAAAGGAAUUCAACCAGUUCACCUUUCAUGCUCGUGUUAUGAAAAACACAAACAAACUAAAAAUGUCCAAUACUAAUUCAGAGUAUAUAUAUAUAUAUUAUAUGCAUAUUUAUACGGUUUAAAGAUUUUUAUUAUACUCAAGUUGUGGAUUAACAACAUUUGGUAGGUAUUCAGUUUACAGUAAAAAUUCUACCGGUAACUCUAUACCCUGGGAUAAUAUUCUAAGCUCUCUGUCUAUCUCUCCCCCUCCCCCUCCCCUCUC
Molecule: messenger RNA, 2934 nt
Organism: Strongylocentrotus purpuratus (purple sea urchin)
Lineage: Eukaryota; Metazoa; Echinodermata; Echinoidea; Camarodonta; Strongylocentrotidae
Product: neurotrypsin
Exons: 7
Coding region: 286-1785 (499 amino acids)
Cellular component (GO): membrane
Source: RefSeq, a predicted model, not a curated record